Molecule: messenger RNA, 779 nt
Organism: Neopsephotus bourkii (Bourke's parrot)
Lineage: Eukaryota; Metazoa; Chordata; Aves; Psittaciformes; Psittacidae
Product: class II histocompatibility antigen, M alpha chain
Exons: 4
Coding region: 33-779 (248 amino acids)
Biological process (GO): immune response; immunoglobulin production involved in immunoglobulin-mediated immune response; antigen processing and presentation of exogenous peptide antigen via MHC class II
Cellular component (GO): MHC class II protein complex; membrane
Molecular function (GO): MHC class II protein complex binding
Source: RefSeq, a predicted model, not a curated record
GCACCCGGUAGCACCCAAAGGGUCCCAUCGCGAUGGGUGCUGAGGCCGUGCUGGUGGCCGCGGGGUGGCUCUGGGUGGCCCUGGGGGCUGCGGGCACCGAUGAGCCCCAGGUCCUGUCCGAGGUCCUCUUCUGCCAACCGGAUGAGCCCUCGCUGGGGCUGGCGGUGACCCUGGGCACGGAUGAGCUCUUCUGGUUCAACUUCUCGGGUUCCUCCUGGGUGCGGCGCCUGCCGGAGCUGCCGCCGGAGCUGCCGCCGGAGCUGGAGGCGCCGGAGCUGGUCCUGAAGGAUGCGGAGUUCUGCCAGGCCCUGCUCGCCCUCCUCACCAACGCCACCAGUGAACAACUGGCACAGGCCAGGGGGAUCCCGGUGGCCAAACUCUUCCCAUUGCAACCGCCGGCAUUGGGCAAGCCCAACACCCUGGUGUGCCUGGUGGAGAACAUCUCCCCCCCCGCCGUGGACAUCACCUGGAGGGCGGACGGCGUCCCCGUCACCCGCGGCGUCACCCACACCGGCUACACCGCGAUCGGCGGCGUCACCUUCACCCGCUUCUCCUACCUCCGGGUGACCCCCGGCGCCGGCACCGCCUACAGCUGCGUCGUCACCAGUGCCGGCCUCAACAGCUCCACCGUGGCCUAUUGGGUGGCGCAGGAGGCGGGUGACACCGAGACGUUGUGGACGGCGCUGUGCGGCGCUGCCAUGGCCUUGGGCACGGUCAUGGCUCUCAUGGGCAUCGCCAUGGUGGUGGUGGUGGCGUGGAGGGGCAGGACGGGAGGGUGA